AUGCAAAAGACGAACGAUCCAGAAUUUAACGAAAUGUUCAGCUUCGACGUGCCCCUUCAACACGUUGUCCCAAUUAAAAUGUUGCAGUUCACCGUCUAUGAUUUCGGAGGCCGCUUCACGAGGCAUGGGUUGAUAGGCAACGUAAUUAUGCGCGACCUGUUCGACAAGAGCGACUUAUACGCGUGGACCGAGUUAACGAUGCAAAUCGUCUGCAGCCAGGUGAGGGAAAAGAACGAUUUUGGCGAUCUGCUGCUCUACUUGUCGUACUCGGUGACCGAGCAGAAGUUGUGGGUCACCGUCGCCAAGGCGUACAACCUACGGCCGAUGGACAUCACCGGAGCGUCGGUAGGCCCGUACGUGAAGGUGGAACAGGUGUACCGGGGGCGACGGGUGAAGCUACGCAAGACUACGACGAAACGCGCAAAUUUGAACCCGGUAUACCACGAGACGCUCGAGUUCGACCUGCCCUCCACGCAGGCCGGCGGAGACAAACAUGCUAGUGCAAGUGAUGGACUGGGAUCGCAUCGGAAAAGACGACCUCCUUGGCUGUCACGAUACUCGGGCACA
Mesorhabditis spiculigera is the source of this 567-nucleotide messenger RNA. The record is from the annotation of a GenBank genome assembly. NCBI's taxonomy places the organism in Eukaryota, Metazoa, Nematoda, Chromadorea, Rhabditida, Rhabditidae.